AGGUAUUGACUAGGUGACUAUGCCAUCUCCCAGGUUUUCAUUCUUUACUGUAACCUUGUGAGUUGAGAAGCCACCGAGCAGUCUUUGACACUGUAAAUCAAUGGCUCAAAGUGCAUCGACUUAUUGCUUGAUCUUCAUGGUGAUGGGAUUCACUUUGAUGAAUAUCAAUAUGAUUUGUUCAGCAGAACAACAUGUGGUGGGGGACGACAGAGGAUGGGAUCCUGCCUCAGAUUUCAAAGGAUGGGCUUCCCGCAAGAUCUUCCAUGUUGGAGAUAAUCUCUGGUUUGCUUAUGCUUCCUCUCAACAAAGCGUAUUGGAGCUGAAGAGCCGAGAUGAGUUUGAGAAUUGUGAUUUCAGCAAUCCAAUCAAGUUAUUUGAUGGAGGGCUUGAUGCAGUCCCACUCAUUGAAAUGGGUGACAGAUAUUUUACCAGUGGAAAUGCAGAAGACUGUCAACGUGGGAUGAAAGUGCACAUUAAUGUUGUAUAUGAUGGACUCGACAAUGGCCAAUCUGACAAUUUCGAUGUAGUUUCAGAUGGGCUUGACAAUGUGGCCAAAGAUUUGGUUUUAGAUUUAUUAUCAGAUGGAUUAGAGAAGGGUGAAGGCAACCUUGUGUUGAGAUCAGAUGGAAUGGAGCAUUAUAUUGCUGCUUCUGCUGGUGAUGAUUCGAUGGAGGAGGGGGCAAUAAAGGAAGUAAUUGCUGAAGGGCCCACAUCAUCACGAAGGCAAUUAUCUGGGUGCCCUCCAUCAAUUCUUAUAAACCUCUCACUCUCCAUUUGUGGCACUGUUAUCACCAUGCUUAUCUACGCAACGCUUUAGCUUAUCAAUUCUCUAUUUGAUUAUGAACAUAUAUAUAUAUAUAUAUAUAUCUUGUGAUUAUAAUGCUGUGUCACGAACAGAUAAAAUCUAACGUGACCUAGGUAAUCAGUACAAGUAGUAGAAGAAUGGAGUGGUUUGCUUUUGAGUAGGGGAGUAAUAUAUUGAAAUCAUGUCCUCCUCCUCUCUAUAUGUUGAAGAAAUAUAUUGGCACUAAGCUGUGAUAUAUUGGCUAUUUAUUAGACAAACAUAUCUGGUUUCAAGUUA
Cryptomeria japonica (Japanese cedar) is the source of this 1081-nucleotide messenger RNA. RefSeq lists its product as uncharacterized. Gene Ontology annotation, cellular component: plasma membrane. The transcript has 2 exons. The record is from RefSeq and is a predicted model, not a curated record. NCBI's taxonomy places the organism in Eukaryota, Viridiplantae, Streptophyta, Pinopsida, Cupressales, Cupressaceae. Gene Ontology annotation, molecular function: electron transfer activity. Bases 101 to 817 code for a protein of 238 amino acids.